GCCGCCGGCGGCGCAGGGCGGGCCGCCCGCCCGCGGCCCGGACUACAGCUCCCGGCGAGCCCCGGCGGCGGCGCGGCGCCGAGUGGCUCCGGGGCGGGGCGGGCGCGCGGGGCCGCGCGCCGGGGCAGCGGGAUGUGCGCGCGGAGCCCCCGCCGCCUCCUCCGCGCGGGACAGAGCCGCGGCAGCGACGCUGAAGGGGCGAGGCCUCCGCCCCGCCGCCCGCAUGGAGCUGAGCGGCGCAGAAGCGGCCUCCACCCGGCUCCUCAGCCUCACCCAGCGCUCUGUCUCUGAAGACCUGGGUUGCAGACGCGGAGAGUUUAGCAGAAAGCAUUAUGGAUCUGUGGAGCUGCUUAUAUCUAGUGAUGCUGAUGGAGCCAUUCAGAGAGCUGGACGGUUCCGUGUAGAAAAUGGCACCUCUGAUGAGAAUACAGACUACACUCCAGGUACAUGGCACAGAACGGAUGUGCAUCUGGAAAACCCAGAGUAUCAUACAAGAUGGUAUUUCAAAUAUUUUCUAGGAAAAGUUCAUCAAAAUUAUGUAGGUACAGAUGCAGAGAAAAACCCUUUCUUUCUGUCUGUUGUACUCUCUGACCAAAAUAACCAGCGUGUUCCUCAAUAUCGUUCAAUUCUUUGGAGAAAAACAGGUACUCAGAAAAUAUGCCUUCCUUAUUGUCCCACAAAAACAUUAUCAGUGAAAUCUAUACUAAGUGCUAUGAGUCUUGACAAGUUUGAGAAGAGCCCGAGGGAAAUUCUUCAUCCUGAGAUACAAAAGGAUUUGUUGGUUCUUGAAGAGCAAGAGGGAUCUGUAAAUUUUAAAUUUGGAGUCCUUUAUGCUAAGGAUGGGCAGCUUACAGAUGAUGAAAUGUUCAGCAAUGAAACUGGAAGUGAAAGCUUUCAAAGAUUUUUGGGUCUCAUGGGCGACAAAAUUACUUUGAAAGGCUGGACAGGCUACAGAGGAGGACUGGACACCAAAAAUGAUACAACAGGAUCCUUUUCCAUCUAUACAGUUUAUCAAGGGCAUGAAAUUAUGUUCCAUGUUUCAACCAUGCUACCAUAUUCUAGAGAGAACAAGCAGCAGGUAGAAAGGAAGAGACAUAUUGGAAAUGACAUUGUAACUAUCGUGUUUCAGGAAGGAGAAGAGUCUUCUCCAGCAUUCAAGCCAUCCAUGAUUCGUUCUCAUUUUACACAUAUUUUUGCCUUGGUGAGAUACAAUAAGCAGAAUGAUAGUUACAGGCUGAAAAUAUUUUCAGAAGAAAGUGUUCCUCUCUUUGGGCCUCCCCUUCCAUCCCCACCUGUGUUUACAAAUCACCAGGAAUUCAGGGAUUUUGUGUUAGUGAAAUUAAUAAACGGGGAAAAAGCCACCUUGGAAACCCCAACAUUUGCUCAGAAACGUCAGCGCACUCUAGACAUGCUGAUUCGCUCUUUAUACCAGGACCUGAUGCCUGAUCUACACAAGGUAAAUAACAUGCUCAAUAGGAGGUCCUUUAGUGAUGUCUUACCAGAGUCCCCCAAAUCAACACGGAAAAAAGAGGAAGCUCGGCAAGCAGAAUUUGUCCGUCUUGGUCAAGCUUUGAAAUUGAAAACCACUGUGAAAGGGGAUGCCCCAACUAAUUUGGCAACCACAAGCCUUUGUAAAAAGGAGCCUUGGGAGUCCCAGUCUUUCUGCAGCAAUUUUCCUCAUGAGGUUGUCUGUGCGGAUUCUUGGGGCCAGUCCUUGCUAGUUUCUACAGAUGCUGGCAUCUUGUUAGUAGAUGAUGAUCAACCUUUGGUACAAGUAUUUGAUAAAACUCUCCAAAUAAAGCAGAUGCAUGUGCUGGAACCUCUGGAUCUUUUGAUUGCCAGAACAGACAAAGGGAAGGACUCUCGUCUCCUUGUCUUCAGACUCAGUGCUGUCCAAAAAGAUAUAGAAACAAAGCAGAUGAUAAGGAGCAAAUAUGACUGCAGAGAAAAUAAACUGGAGAGAACAAAAGGCUGCCAUUUGUAUGCCAUUAAUACUCACCAUGGCAUUGAACUGAGGAUUGUUGUGGCUAUUCGAAACAAACUACUUCUUGUCACAAAGAAAUACAAUCCGUGCAACAGUUUAACCAGCGGCUCUCUGCUAUCAUCAUCUGAAUCUCCAGUAGAGGAAUUCCAGUACAUCCGGGAAAUAUGCCUUUCCGACCCUCCAGUGGUUAUGACACUGGUGGAUGGACCUACUGGAGACAGUGACAAUAUGAUCUGUGUAGCGUAUCGGCAUCAGUUUGAUUUAGUUAAUGAAAGUACUGGGGAGUCCUAUAGAUUGCAUCAUGUUGAAGCAAACAAGGUUAAUUUUGUUGCAGCUAUUGAUGUUUAUGAAGAUGGUGAAGCUGGGCUACUGUUAUGUUACAACUAUGUUUGCCAGUAUAGAAAGGUGUAUCCCCUUAAUGGAGGUUCUCCAUUGAUCCAGCCAUCAGCUUCUGACUUCCACUUUAGCUGGAAUCAAGUUCCUUAUGCUGUUGUUUGUGCUUUCCCGUAUAUUCUUGCCUUCACUACUGAUUCCAUCGAGAUCCGGUUAGUGGUGAAUGGGAACUUAGUCCAUACAGCAGUCAUGCCUGGGCUUCAACUUGUAGCAUCAAGGUCAGAUAUUUAUUUUAAAGCUACUGCUGCAGUGAGUGGAUCACCUAGUAGCAGUUCCAAGGAAAUGAGUUCAAGAAGUUCUCCUCAAACACCGAUAGCAUACGAAAUGGCAGAAUGUCCUGUUUCUUCUUUAGAAGGUGAAGUUCCAUGCAAAAACCUGUACAAAAUUCCUCUCAGUAAUCUGGUCGGGCGGAGCAUUGAACGACCUCUGAAGUCACCUUUGGUUCCCAAGGUCGUCACUACUCCAAUAUCCAGUGGCAUUGCUUCUGUUCCUGUUACUCACUCACUAUCAUUAUCUCGUAUGGAAAUUAAAGAAAUCGCAAGCAGAACACGUAAAGAAUUGUUGGGCCUCUUGGAUGAGCCGAUUCCCAAGACAGAAGGCCUACAGAAGCAAAAAAAGGUUUCUCGAAGACAGUCAGACCCCAAGCGGGGAGCAGUAAGAUCAACUAGUAGUGACAGGAUAAUCUCAAGCUCUUCUGAAAGCAAUUCUGAAAAGCGUCAUCUUUCCACUAGUUCAGAUCCUGAUACUGUAGCAAACAGAGAGGAGAGCCCACCAUCUAGCUGUCCUUUUCAGCUGACUUCUUUAUAUGAUGAAGACAUCAUUGACUUGAAGUGAUGAGAGUCUGAAAACCUUUCUUCUUUCCUUUUCUUAAAACUCUGUGAGCUCUAUAGGAAUGUCACAAACACUGCUUCUAGUGAUAAACAUGGCUGGAGGUAUUGGUGAUUAAUCUUUAUAGAAUCCAUGUUGUUCUGGCUAGCUCAGCCUGACUUGGUGAUGCUUACAUCCUUGACAUAUAGAUGUUUUCUUUUCUCAUUUAAUGAACCAUUACUGUUUGUGGCAUUCAAAAGGUAGGUAAUCAGUGAGAGCUUUAGGCUGAAACUGAACUGAAUAAAAAGUAAUCUUCUUUCUGAACUUCUUAUAUUUGAAGUACCUGAAUGAAAGCAACAUUUAGCUAAGCUGAUUGCUGUUACUAGUAUUAUGAGUUCUUUUAAAAGUGUGUCAUGUAGGAAGAAGAAUUUGGUAAUGUAAAUCACGCCUUUUGUUUUUUAAUCUUUUUUUUUAAAAAAAAAAAAAAAAGGUUGUAGGCAAGGUCUUUCCAAACAGUGCAGUUUGUCCUUGAAAUGGUGCAGCUGUGUUAUGUUCACUGAAGAAUCAAGGAUAUUCUGUAAAGAUCAGGUAAGAUAUGAACAUGCUGCUUUCUUUGCUCUAACCUAUCCAUGCACAUUUUUUAAAAGAAACCUGAAAACUGUUUUGGCUUUAAGAAUCCUUGAGCAGAGAGACUCUUUAUAUAAAACACAAACUUUCAAAAUAUUCCUUAAAAAUUGAAAGUCAAAGAAAUAUUUUGCUUUUCCAUCUGCUGAAAUACUGUUCCUGUAGUGCACCUACAGAUUUUCCAUUACAGGCAGAAGUCAACACUUGAUUUUCUUUUUGACUACACAAGGAUUCCUAUGCAGGCAUCAAAAUUAGCUGUUGUCUGCACUUGCAUUAACAGUGAUAGUCUUUGCUCCGGAUAAUUGUAUUUUUCUAAGCUGAUCCAGACUGAAGUUUCACUGCUAAGCAGCUAGUUUUCUAUGACGAAGUGGUCAUAUAAGAUCUUUUGUUCUGUUAAAAGACAAGAUUUCAUCUUUAAGGAUUGUUAGUUUUGUUUUUAUUGUCUUACCCUUUCCUCUAUGCCAAAAAUCAAUUUUAAACAAUACGUUGAAAGGGUUUGCUUUCUUUUCAUUUUUCCAGACUUUUUAUAUAUGAAGAUUUUAGCUUUAUUAGCAAGGUUUUUUUUGCUCUAUACUUAGUAAUACUUCUGCUUUCUUGAUUUAUUUUGUAGUAUCAUUCACGUAUCAUGAUUUCACUUUCUGUCCAAGCAUGAAUAUCUGGAGAUUUGUGCCUUUUUUUACUUCAGUCUGUCUGAAUGUAAAACUUUUUUCCAAAGUACUUUGUGCCCAGUUCAUUAUAUGUAAUGGCUUAAUUGCUCCACCUAAGAAAAUAUGCAAAGCCUUAAUUGAAGGGAUCGCUUCUUAUUCUCAACUACAAUGGCCGAUCAAGGAAAGAAGCAAUAUUUUUCAAAGAGUAAUUAAUCUAGGAGCAGAAGCAGUGUUAACCAAUGGCUGCUAUUGUUUCAGGAUUUUUGCACCCUUAAUAAAUAUCUGAAAGGAAAUGCUAGCUUGAAGUCUUUGCAAGAGGUUGUAACUUUUUUUUCUUUGUUUUGGAGAAUGUUAUUUCCAGAGAUUGUAUUCAUCUAUCCUGUCCUAUUUACCUGGUCAGCUAAGGCUGAAAAAAUAUGAGUCUGAAAGUAUUGCAUGUGAUGCUUAUUUUUGCUGGAAGUUGUGGACUCAUUGAAUCCACUUUAGGGAGCACUACUGACACUAAAAUAAGUUUAGAAAGCAGAAGCAUCACCUUCUCUUUUCCAUAAACUGAAUUCUCAGUGUAGUAUUUUACUUCUGUUGUGUGUGUGUUUUUGAAGACUGUACCAGUAUGUUGCAGAACUCAGGCUUUAGUUAAGAUAAAAUUUUAACUGGAAACUUUGCUUUGCAUUCUCAAAAUAUCAGAUUUUAAAUAUAUUGCAGUUGUUCACUCCUGCUGUUCUAGCAUGACUUACCAUGACUAAUAGUUUGAUAAUAGCUGAAGCAACGCAGGGAGUUUAAAAAGUUUGUUUUGAAGAACCUGAGCAAAUACAUCUUUAGGUAUGCUGAAAGACAUAGAAAGGCCUUAGAGAUGGAGCACUAGAGAGACCAAGAAGAAUGGGGAAAGUUUGACAGAUGACGACCCCUGGAAAUGGCGGUACUCGGGAUGCGUAUAGCUGGGGCAUUUGCACCUUAACCAAGACCCAGUUAGAGUCAGAGAGCCUCAGGAAGGCAAGUUAUUUUCUUUGAGCAGAAUCACAGCAAUGGCAAUAAGGUGUUGCCCAGAAUUUAAGUAUCUGCAGUAUAUACACAAAUACACACACACAGACGCAUGCGCACACUAUCUUUAUCUAUAUAUACCUAUGUAUAUAUGUCUGUAAUAGCAGCGCUGAUGCCAUCCAGCAAAUACUAAGAAGCAGUAAAAGAAUUGAAAGGAGUACUGCUCAAAUUUGAAUGCUUAAGCUUGACAAAAAAUGAUCAGACUGACUACAUGGUAUUUAUCUCAAACAGGAUGUUGGAACAGCUUGAAGAGGGAAGCCCAGAUUCUGUCAACUCUUUUUUUUUUCCCUAAUCUGAAUUUUAUGCUGUAGCUUGACUUAAUGGGUCAGAUGCAAGCUGUUAGCAGGUCACAUUGGCACCUUCUGGUCCUAAAAGAAUAUUACUCAUACAGGACAGAUGGGAUCUGAACACUGAAAAAAAAAUACCUGUCUUUAUUCCAAAUGUAUGCAGUAAGUGCCUUAACAAGACUAUCAUUUCUUGAGUUUUUGCUUCUGCAAUUAAUCAGCAUGUCUUGCAGGCAAGUAGGAAUAUCAGACCUAUCAAAAGGAAUUGGGAAAGAUCAGGUGACAUUAGUUUGCCUGUAUGACUCCCAGAGAUAGUAGCUGAGGCCUUGGGGCGGUGUACAUGUAGCUGUUAGAUACUUACUGUAGGAGAGCAGCCUGGAGUGUAAGUAGAAGGUAGAGCGCAUGGUACUGAUGUUACGAUUUUGUUGUGACACAAGCCACAAGAACCAAAUUCGAUGAAAGACUGUAUCACAUUUAUUGUGUCUAAAACAGAUUAUUGCACAAUUGUGUGAAACUGCUGAAACAACUGGACAAACAGCCACUGUACAAGGUGGGUACUUAAAACUGUACUGUGGGUUCUUAAAAGCCUCAGACUGUGCCAUGGGUUACAUGCAGUACACAUUAAUUUUUAUAAAUGUUUGAAAAAUGAAAAUAAUGAAACCCUUCCUUCUAAGGAGAGAUAAAGACACAUGUGCAGCUUGGAAGGGGUAGGUGCUAUCAAUCCCAGUAGGCAGAAAUAUAAACUCUAGAAAGAAUAGAUGCAUGUGAACAAUCAAUACCUUCAGUUGCUUGUUUUGCAAAGAAAAAGUGGUCCUGUUCUGAUUACAACCCUUUCCUGGGUUUUGGGGCUUUGUUGUUGUUUUAAGUGCAUAACAUACAGCAUGCAAGCAGCAGCCAGAACGAGUAGUGCGCCUGCACAUGACUUUAUAUACACAUGCAAGCCACACAAAUGUUUCUCAUAAAUAAUAAAUAUUUAUUAUUGCCUGGUAGAUUCAACUGAAAUAUUGAGUACUAGGCCAGUCAAUUAUAUAAAUAUUUAGGCAGUUUGUAGUAUGGUGGGGAGCAGUUAACCAUUUAGAUAGGACCCACAAGAAGAGCAACACUGACAUGACCAGUUACAUAUGCUCAAAUUUGCUGCUCCUGCCAUUUACUUUCUGCUUUUCUGCCAAUUCAUCUACUUAGGAUAAGCCAGUUUCAUGCUAAUGCAUGCUUUCCUAAAGGUGUGCAUUUAUAACUUGUGCGUGCAGCUGCAGGAGCUUUCCCAGCCUGAUCUGUUUUUUUUUUCCCCUGCAUUUGGGAAGUAUUUCUUUUAUGUUUGUGAUGGCUUUCACAAGUUUUAAAUGACUAAAAGUACUAAGCAUAUAUAAGAAUCUAACAUAACUUGAUCUUACAACAAAUAUCAUCCCAUUUGCAAGUGAAAGGGUGUUUUGGUAUCAUUUUUGUUGCUGUCUCUGUAUGAAGCUAAGUACCAUACUAUAUUACCAUUGUUAACAAUUUGGUGUCACAGUUCAUGUGCCCACUGCCUGCCAAUUAUCUUAAAGUAGUAUUUUCUAAUAACCUACCUAAUUUUUGUGAGGGGAUAAACUAUACCCUGAGAACUAAAUACCUAAUACUAAGGAUACAGGAAAUGUUCUGUGAUUGUCUGCAGCAAACAAACAGCUGUACUAGCAUGCAGGAUAGAAAGUACGUUUUACUGUUAACUUACAGGAGAGGACAGUAACUGUGCCAGGCUGCACAAUGGCCUAGCUGCUUCACUUUGCUGCUGACUUGCAACUGACUGACUCCUGUUUGCUGCUUAAAAUAACAUUAGCACCAUAAUUUGAAAAGAAAAUUUAGGAGUAUUUUUUGCAUAUUUAUUUGUAGCUUUGUUAGGUAUUUAUCUGGUUGAAUGAAAAUGUUAUGUCUCUAAGGGUUUGUACAGAAAGUGUUAUCAACUUGAAAUGUCAGUUUUAAUGAAGUCUUUGAAUGUUAGUAGAUUGCUUUGUACUUUAAUAACUGCAUAUUGUUAAGACUGUUGCUAAAUUUCUGUGAUGAAAAACUAUUUACCACCACUUGUCUUAAAAUUUGAUGUAUUGCCAUUGUUUUUAAUGUCAUGUGAUAAUAUGUAUGUUUUGUUUUAGAUGUAGCAUCCAAAUAAUAGAAACAUUCCUAUCAAAACAGUUCUAGCUAUAAGUGCAGUGUAUCACUUUCUGCAGGGGUAACAGACACCAUUUAUUCCUUCACCUAUAAUAAACAAUAAAUUUGACACCACUUA
Dromaius novaehollandiae (emu) is the source of this 8031-nucleotide messenger RNA. RefSeq names its product GTPase activating Rap/RanGAP domain like 3 (gene GARNL3). NCBI's taxonomy places the organism in Eukaryota, Metazoa, Chordata, Aves, Casuariiformes, Dromaiidae. The record is from RefSeq and is a predicted model, not a curated record. The coding region runs from base 224 to 3211 and encodes 995 amino acids. Gene Ontology annotation, biological process: regulation of small GTPase mediated signal transduction; activation of GTPase activity. Gene Ontology annotation, cellular component: cytoplasm. The transcript is spliced from 29 exons. Gene Ontology annotation, molecular function: GTPase activator activity.